Molecule: messenger RNA, 2379 nt
Organism: Xyrauchen texanus (razorback sucker)
Lineage: Eukaryota; Metazoa; Chordata; Actinopteri; Cypriniformes; Catostomidae
Product: protein NDRG3-like
Exons: 18
Coding region: 155-1330 (391 amino acids)
Biological process (GO): signal transduction
Cellular component (GO): cytoplasm
Source: RefSeq, a predicted model, not a curated record
AAACGCCAGGAAGCAAAUAGAGCACCGCCAACACAUACACUCACUAGUCUUGCGUUCCAGUUAUUACAGCACGCGGUUAUUACAGCACCCGGGCACCAUUUAUCCAGCACGUUUUGAUCUUUGUGAACGUGACGGGCAGCUGUCGGACUCGAGUAUGGAUGAGUUACAGGAUGUGCAGUUGACUGAGAUCAAACCCCUUCUGACAGACAAGAAUGGACAGAACUUCCAGGACUUUGAUUGUCAGGAGCAUGACAUUGAGACUCCUCAUGGUGUCCUUCAUGUGACUUUGAGAGGGACCCCAAAAGGAAACCGCCCAGUCAUUCUCACGUAUCAUGACAUUGGACUCAAUCAUAAGUCAUGUUUCAACACGCUCUUCAACUUUGAGGACAUGCAGGAGAUCACCCAGCACUUUGCUGUGGUCCAUGUGGAUGCUCCAGGCCAACAAGAAUCUGCUGCUCCUUUCCCCACUGGGUUCCAGUAUCCCACCAUGGAUGAACUUGCCGAGAUGCUGCCUUCAGUGAUGACCCAGCUGAAGAUCAACAGUGUGAUUGGAAUCGGUGUGGGUGCAGGAGCCUAUAUCCUCACUAGACUGGCUCUGAAUGAGCCUGCUCUGGUGGAGGGGCUGGUUCUCAUCAAUGUGGAUCCCUGUGCUAAGGGUUGGAUUGACUGGGCUGCUUCAAAGCUGUCUGGGUGGACCAGUAAUCUUGUGGACAUUGUGAUGGCACACCAUUUCAGUACGGACGAGCUGACCGAGAAUGCGGAGAUUAUUCAAACAUAUCGCCUGCACAUUGCUCAGGACAUCAACCAGGACAAUGUGGCUCUCUUCUGCCACUCUUACAACAGUCGGCAAGAUUUGGAGAUUGAGCGGCCCAUCCCUGGACUUAAUGAAAAUACAGUCAAAACACUGAAGUGUCCUGCCCUGCUAAUAGUUGGUGACACAUCGCCAGCAGUAGAGGCUGUGGUUGAAUGCAACUCUAGGCUAAACCCAACCAUGUCUACACUACUCAAGAUGGCAGAUUGUGGUGGACUUCCCCAAGUUGUCCAACCGGGUAAACUUGCAGAGGCUUUCAAGUACUUUGUCCAGGGAAUGGGCUACAUGAUGCGUUCUUCAGCGUUCCCUCAUGUUCUGCUCAGCCAUCUGAACAGCGAAUCAGUGCCCACUGCUAGUAUGACCCGGUUGGUGCGGUCUCGCACCCACUCUGCUUCCAGUAUGGGCUCAGGAGACGGCUCUCGCAGCCGGGCACAUACCAGCUCACAGAUGGAGGGAGCCACUGGCAGCUCCAUCCAGGACAACCAGACCAGACCACAAACCAUGGAGGUCUCCUGCUAAAGCAUCCAGAAUCAUGCCACCAUCUCUCCAACUGGGAUCGUUCUAAUGAAGGGAUGCAAUGUUUGACUUGUAAUCCAUGUAUUUAAAAUAUUAUUGUACUUCUCCACUGCAUGGACUUGCACUAACAUUUUGCUGUUUUUUUUUUUACCUUAAUCUUUAUUAGCUUACUAUAUUUCUCCAUUCUUUUAUAUUUGUGUUGUCCUUUGGAGAAAGAGGUUAGUUUGCAGUCUCUCUAUGCUUCUCAUGUAUAUAGUUUGCUGAAGGCUGUUGUAUACUGAACAUUAUUUCAAGGGUUUUCUCGCCUGUAGAGAGUCUUUCCCUCUCUCACUCUCAAAGGUCUUCCUCGUCAUCUAUUGUUCUUUUUGUUCUUCAUUUUCUGAACUGAUUUCUUUGUUUUGUGGGUUUCUCUAUUGUCAUUUGGCAGUUGUUAAUGAGUUCAUUUAAAUGUAUGGCUCUGCCAUUAUAGAGUUUCUAGAACAAGAGCUAUUGACUGGCAUGUUCCCAUUUAAAGUGUGGCGUAGGAAUUUACAGUAUAUUAGUUUGGUUUAUGUUUAGAGUUUUCUUGAAAAUGUUUUACAAAUCAGUUUGUUUAAUUUUGAUCAGUCUGGAGAGCUGUAUUAAGUUUUAUAUCAGAAGUCUCUUUCUAGCAAAAUGGUUGCACUUAAGUCCACUUAAAAUGCAACUCACCAUCUGUGUUAGGCAAUUACAGAUAUUAGCUACUCCAGAACAAGCAGAUAUGCCAGUAACUGUAACCAAGAUCGGUAGCUCAAAGACCAUCAUUCAGAGAACACAUAUAUACCAUAGAGAGCAAAGGGUGUCUUUCAGAUAUAACAUUCCCUCUACAAUGUGGAUAUCCUGAUAACCUCAAGUUUUAUUGUCAUUGGUCUAUAUUCUUAUUUUGCUGGGUGGCAGUUCUGUUGAUUGCUGAUUUGUAAUGCUGAUUUGAGUGAGUUUGUAAUGUGUUGUGCUUUGUCCUCCAAGCAUUUAGGGGGCGUUGUACUGCAUACUGUCUGCUGAUUAUUAUACAUAUAUUGAAAUAAAGUAGUUGU